Messenger RNA from Rhinichthys klamathensis goyatoka, 1206 nucleotides. It is a transcript of the gene olfm1b, whose product is annotated as olfactomedin 1b. The record is from RefSeq and is a predicted model, not a curated record. Gene Ontology annotation, biological process: signal transduction. Lineage: Eukaryota; Metazoa; Chordata; Actinopteri; Cypriniformes; Leuciscidae. The transcript has 3 exons. The annotation marks the transcript as partial.
ACAGCAAGGGUUCAGACAGGCUUCACAGUGUACAAGCAAGCCAGACUUUCCAACUUUCCCCACAUUACGUAUUUGCAGGCCAUAAAGGCAAAAAUGGCGGAGCUGCGUCCGCUAAUCCCCGUGCUGGAGGAGUACAAGGCUGACGCCCGGCUGGUUCAGCAGUUUAAGGAGGAGGUGCAGAACUUGACGGCCAGCCUCGGCCUCCUCCAGCAGGAGAUGGGAGCCUACGACUACGAUGACCUGCACUCCCGCGUGGUUAGUCUGGAGGAGCGGCUACGCGCAUGCAUGCAGAAGCUCGCUUGUGGUAAGCUGACCGGCAUUAGUGAUGCAAACACUAUUAAAACAUCCGGGUCUCGGUUCGGAUCCUGGAUGACGGACCCCCUCGCUCCUGAAGGAGACACUAGGGUGUGGUACAUGGACGGUUACCACAACAACCGCUUCGUGCGGGAGUACAGGUCUAUGGUCGACUUCAUGACGUCGGAUAACUUCACGUCCCACCGGCUCCCGCACCCUUGGUCCGGGACGGGUCAGGUGGUCUACAACGGUUCCAUCUAUUUUAACAAGUUCCAGAGUAACAUGAUCAUCAAGUUUGACUUCAAGACCUCCACCAUUAGUAGGUCUCAGCGUCUGGACAACGCAGGCUACAGCAACACCUACCAUUACGCCUGGGGAGGACACUCCGACAUCGACCUCAUGGUGGACGAGGGCGGGCUCUGGGCCGUGUACGCCACCAAUCAGAACGCGGGGAACAUCGUCAUCAGCAAGCUCCACCCCCUGACCCUGCACAUCAUCCAGUCCUGGACAACCAAUCACCCGAGGCGCAGUGCCGGGGAGUCCUUUAUGAUUUGCGGGACGCUGUACGUGACCAACGGCUACUCAGGAGGGACCAAAGUCUACUACGCCUACCACACCAACUCCUCAACGUACGAGUACAUCGAUAUCGUUCUGCAGAACAAGUACUCGCAUAUCUCCAUGCUGGACUACAACCCACGAGAUCGAGCGCUAUACGCCUGGAAUAACGGACAUCAGGUCCUGUACAACGUUACUCUUUUCCAUGUCAUCCGCUCGGAGCAGCUGUAACCAUGGAGAAUUUAGUUUGGAGAAUCUGAAAGGAACAGAAAACUGAACCCAAAACAAUCCUUUUUGAAUGUUCUUCAACAGAUUGUUACAACACUGCAAAAAAAAAAAGAAAAAAAAGAAAAGAAA